Messenger RNA from Parasteatoda tepidariorum (common house spider), 3475 nucleotides. RefSeq names its product glutamyl aminopeptidase. Gene Ontology annotation, cellular component: cytoplasm; membrane. Lineage: Eukaryota; Metazoa; Arthropoda; Arachnida; Araneae; Theridiidae. The record is from RefSeq and is a predicted model, not a curated record. Gene Ontology annotation, molecular function: metalloaminopeptidase activity; zinc ion binding; peptide binding. Gene Ontology annotation, biological process: proteolysis; peptide catabolic process.
AUGUUGAUUGAAUACAGCCUGACCAUAGACUACUUGUUGAUCUAUUUUGAGUUUAGUUCGGGUGGGGAACAAUAGCAAACAAUAUGUCAAUUGAGAUGUAUUGUGUGCCCGCAUGUAGAAUUCUGAGCCAAAAUUAAUCGUCGUUUAAAGUUACAUUGAAAAAUUCUGUUGCUUUUUUUAAGGUUUAAAAAUAUUCACUAUGAUGAAUGAACCAGAAGUCGAUGAUGUUGCAUUUUUAACCGGUGAAAACAUCAAGAAGCAAGUGAUUUACACCCACCACUCUGGCAAUGAUAAAAUAAGAAGGCUGAUUUGUUCCAAGCAGCAAACAUUCUGCGUCACUGCUGCUGUUCUUACAGUUCUUCUGAUUAUUGCUGCCAUUGCUUCGUUUGCAAGACCCAUUCCAAGGUGUCCUCUAUCCACUUCUCCGAUUGAAUUCCACCAUACAACUCUCCCUCCCUCUAAACAAGUUCCUAAAUCCAAAACCGGGGAGACGUUCCCCUGGCACGAUAUCCGUUUACCUCCUUUCAUUGUUCCUAUCCACUACAAUUUAUUUAUGCAUCCGAACUUGAACACCUUUGAAAAUACUGGUAGCGUCAAUAUCACCUUUAUGGUGACCAUGCAAACGAAUUUCAUCGUUUUGCACUCGAAGGAGUUGAAUUUGUCCCGUACGGCUGUGCUCGAGGGUGAGGAGCGUACGAUUCCCAUUGUACAAAAACUGGAGUUUCCGGUUCACGAGCAGUUUUAUAUCGAAGUGGGAGAAACUUUGAAGCCUUAUCAAGAAUACAUCCUUUGGAUUGAUUUCAAGAAAGCUCUCCAAGAGAAGCUGGAAGGAUUUUAUGUUAGUUCAUACAAAGAUGCUGAGGGAGAGAAAAGGUAUUUAGCUACUACCCAUUUUCAGCCUACAUUGGCUAGGGCAGCCUUUCCCUGCUUUGAUGAGCCUGCGAUGAAGGCAACUUUCAAACUGACCAUCGUCCAUGCUUCGACACUGUCUGCAUACUUUAACACUGAGAUGUCCCACUCAGCACCCUAUGGCAAUGGAGAGUCUGUCACAGUUUUUGACAAAACAUUGAAGAUGAGCACUUAUCUUGUGGCAUUUGUGGUCUGCGAUUUCAGAAUUCUAGAGAAACUCAAUGAAGAUGGAGUCAAUGUUCGUGUUCUUGUGCCGCCAGAUCAAUACAGCCAUGCUCAAUAUGCUCUUGACACAGCGGCUAAUGUUCUUCACUUCUUUCGUGAUUUCUUCAACAUUAGUUAUCCUCUAAAUAAGUUGGAUAUGAUUGCCAUUCCUGAUUUCGGUCCUGGUGCAAUGGAAAACUGGGGUCUUGUGACUUUUCGUAUGACUACCAUUUUAUAUAAUCCCAUGGAAACGUCCAGUGAGAGCAAGGAACAUGUUGCAACUGUUAUUGCUCAUGAGUUAGCUCAUCAGUGGUUUGGUAACUUGGUUACCAUGAAGUGGUGGAGUGACUUAUGGUUAAAUGAAGGAUUUGCUAGUUUCAUGGAAUAUUUGGGAACAAACCAUGUAGAACCUGGCUGGCAAAUGAUGGAUCAGUUUAUUGUAAGCACAAGUCAAGAUGCAAUGGCAUUAGAUGGAUUAGAAAGCUCUCAUCCUGUUAUGACUGAUGUUGACAACCCAGAAGAAAUAGAUGCCAUUUUUGAUUUUAUUUCCUAUAAAAAGGGUGCUGCUAUACUCUAUAUGCUUGAAAAUUUUCUUGGCCGAGAUACCCUGAAGAAAGGAUUGAGCAUUUACCUUAACAAAUAUCAUUACAAGAGUGCCAGCACAAAAGAUUUCUGGGAUACAUUCACACAGGUUGCUUUGACCACUUCUCAUUUAAAUGUCUCUCAAAUAUUGGACACAUGGACACGUCAGAAGGGCUAUCCAAUUCUGAUUGUCACUUACAAGCAUCCACACGUAAGAAUCCAACAAAAAAGAUUCUUGCUCACCCCUCCUGAAUCUGACACCGUCUCUGAGGUUUCCCCCUAUGGCUACAAGUGGUUUGUUCCUGUCACUUAUGUCACUGAUGUUUCUCCAAAAGAAAAUAUGUUCUGGCUUAAUAUGACUGAUGGAGAAUUUCUAGUACCUGCCAAAGCUAAAUGGUUGAAGUUGAAUAUUAACCAAACAGGCUUUUAUAGAGUUCUCUAUGAUGACAGACUAUGGAAUACUCUGAUAAAUUUACUUUAUACGAAUCACAAAGUUUUCAAACCAGCUGACCGUGCUAAUCUCUUAGAUGACGCUUUGACUCUGGCUAGAGUUGGAAUUUUGAAAUGUGGACUAGCGUUAAACUUGACUCGUUAUCUGAUCAAAGAGGAAGACUAUGUCCCAUGGGAAACUGCCAUUUUACAUAUGGAAGUGCUAGAUGUUUUAAUGCAAGAGAGUCCUGGUUUAUUCCUUUUCCAUAAAUAUCUAAAGAAAUUGUUGAAACCAGUGGCUGAUAUUUUGCGAUGGACAGACGAUGGAGAUCAUUUAAAAAAGAAGCUGCGUUCAGCGGUACUUCGUGCUUUAAUGAGAUUUGGUGAUGAAGACACUAUAAACAAGGCAAAACAGAUUUUCCAAAACUGGCUGAAACUUCAAGUGAAAGUGGCCCCUAACCUGAGGAGUGUUGUGUACAGCACAGGAGUGAAAUUUGGUGGUAAAGAGGAGUGGCAGUUCUGCUGGAAGAAGUACCAGGAAACUCACAUACCAUCUGAAAAGAGAUUGUUGCUCACAGCUCUAGGAUACACACAGGAUAUGUGGCAGCUAUCUCAAUACUUGAAUUAUUCUAUGGACAAGGAUAAAGUUCGACCACAGGACACAGCCCUAGUCAUCAGUAUUGCUGCUCGCAAUCCUAUUGGCCGCCUUAUCACAUGGAGAUUUGUGCGCAUGAACUGGUCUUAUUUUGUGGAAAUGUUUGGUCCAGGAUCAUUUUCAAUGGAUAUGAUCUUAUCCGAAUCCAUUUCUCACUUCAGUUCGAGGUUUGAUUAUGACGAAGUCAAAAGUUUUUUUCAUGGCAGAGAUGUGGGUACUGGUGCUCAGUCUUUACAUCAAAGUCUUGAACGAGUAAGAGCGAACAUCAAAUGGCGGCAAAAUACAGAAGCCUCUUUGAUUCAGUGGUUGCAGCAUAACAGCAAUUGAGUUUUAUAAGCUUUUUCUAAUUCAUUCUAUUUUAGCUCUGAAUCUUAGAUGUUUGUGUUAAACAAAAUGUUUUAGGCAUGUGCUGCCAAGAUUUCUGAAGUGCUCCGACUGAGCUCAAGGAAGGUAUAAAUUUCCUGCAUUUUCAUGUGGAAAAUAAGGAGAACACUAAGGAGUAAUUAAUGGAAUACUUUUUUUUAUUUAUUAUUUAAAUUAUUUGUAGUUUAUCAAAAAAUGUUAGGUUAUGAAAUUUCUUUAUAGUAUUUAAUUUUAAAAGAAUCCCUAUGAUCUGUCUUGCAAUGCAAAUUAAUCAUACAAUUCAUAUGUUGAAUUAUUGUUACACUUUACACAAAAUUGAAAUGGCACUGCAAA